Molecule: messenger RNA, 7276 nt
Organism: Corapipo altera (White-ruffed manakin)
Lineage: Eukaryota; Metazoa; Chordata; Aves; Passeriformes; Pipridae
Gene: BICRAL
Product: BRD4 interacting chromatin remodeling complex associated protein like
Exons: 12
Coding region: 946-4263 (1105 amino acids)
Biological process (GO): positive regulation of DNA-templated transcription
Cellular component (GO): SWI/SNF complex
Source: RefSeq, a predicted model, not a curated record
CUUAUUAGUUUGUUCUUAGUAAUGCACAUUUACAUUAAAUUUUGUGACGUCGUACAAUGUCAUGCAGUUUGCUGAGAAUUAAAUUGCAAGAUCAGUGCUCAAGCUGGUGGCUGUAUGCAAUAGUAAGCAGAUGUAAUACUGAAUCAUGGGAGAAAUUACUUUUCUUAAGAUGCAUAAUCACCUCAUGAAUGCUGAUUUUUGUCAGCAUUUGAGGUAGUUUUCUGUAGCCAUGCUUUGUUUUCCUGUUCUCCCAGAGAGGUGAUACUGAAUGAUCCUUAUGGUGACAUGUGCUCUGUUUCUGCUUCACCCUCACCGUAAGUGUAAAACACAGCUAAAGAAAAAACCCGAAUAAGGCUAUAGAGUAUAGAGGACACAGUACCCUCUGCUAGUCUACAACAUAAACUAUUUUCAGAAUCAGUGGAGUUGAGAAAAAUUUCAGGAAGGAGGUUACAGAAUCACAGGACAGCUGAGGUGGGAAAGGAUGUCUGCAGAUAACCUCAUCCCCUGUCCUGCUCACAGCAGGCUGAGCCAGAGCAGACAGGUCAAGGCUGUGGUCCAGCUGGGUUCUGUAUAUCUCCAAGGAUAGAGUCUCCAUAACCUUGCUGGAAAACAUGAGCCUAGUAUUUGACUACCCUCAGAGUUUUUAAAAGAAAUAGAAGGUUUUUAUUAUGUUUAAGUAGACUUUUUUUGGUUUAUAUUUUUUCAAUUUGUGCCCCUUGCCUCUUGUUUGUUCACUGGAUGCCAGUAAGAAGAGUUUGGCUCAAUACUCCUAACAUCUUUCCACCAGGUAUUUAUACACCUGGUUAAGAUCUUCCCAUAGCCUUCUGUUUCUCAGGCAGAAUGGUCCUGGUGCUCUCAGCCUCUUGCAGAGCGGGUUCUCCAGUCUCUUCACUGUGUGAAUCCCUAUGGAGAUCUGCAUGAGAGACGACCUGAAGAACGAUUCGCAUGAAUCUCUGGUCAGGGACAGUAAGCUUCUGUUUGGCAAGAAUUGUCAUGGAUGAUGACGAUGAUGAAUCCUGUCUCCUUGAUCUUAUUGGGGACCCACAGGCGCUGAAUUAUUUUCUACAUGGACCUAGUAGUAAAUCUAGCAAUGAAGACUUGACUAAUGCAGAAUAUUCUGUAGCCAACUCAAAUUCAAUUUUCGCCAACUCCAAUAGCACUGAUCCUAAGUCGUCUGUAAAAGGUGUAAGCGGUCAGCUUGGAGAGGGGCCUAGUGAUGGACUGCAGCUGUCCAGUAGCCUUCAGUUUCUUGAAGAUGAACUUGUAUCGUCUCCUUUGCCUGAUCUUACUGAGGAUCAGCCUUUUGAUAUUCUUCAGAAGUCCUUGCAGGAGGCCAAUAUUACUGAACAGACUUUGGCAGAAGAGGCAUAUUUGGAUGCCAGCGUAGGUUCUAGCCAACAGUUUGCACAAGCUCAGCUUCAUCCUUCUUCAUCAGCAUCCUUUACUCAGGCUUCUAAUGUUUCUAAUUACUCAGGUCAGACGUUGCAACCUAUAGGAGUUACUCAAGUGGUACAGCAACCUGUUGGAGCAUCUUUUGCAAGCAAUACAGUCGGUGUGCAACAUGGCUUUAUGCAACAUGUCGGAAUUAGUGUUCCCAGCCAGCAUUUGUCUAAUAGCAGCCAGAUCAGUGGUUCUGGGCAGAUACAACUAAUCGGUUCAUUUAGUAAUCAACCUUCCAUGAUGACCAUUAAUAACCUCGAUGGAUCUCAGAUAAUAUUGAAAGGCAAUGGUCAGCAAACACCUGCAAACAUGAGUAGUGGGCUCUUGGUUCACAGACAAACUCCAAAUGGGAACUCGCUGUUCAGUAACUCAAAUUCAAGUCCAGUAGCACAACCCGUAACUGUUCCAUUUAACAGCACAAAUUUUCAGACUUCGUUGCCUGUCCAUAAUAUCAUCAUUCAAAGGGGUUUGGCACCAAACUCUAACAAAGUUCCUAUUAAUAUCCAACCAAAGCCGAUUCAGAUGGGUCAGCAGACUGCUUACAAUGUGAAUAACUUGGGAAUACAGCAACAUCAUGUACAGCAAGGGAUUCCCUUUGCUUCUGCAAACUCACCUCAAAGUUCAGUAGUUGGUCCUCAUAUGUCUGUUAAUAUUGUUAAUCAACAAAAUACAAGAAAAUCAGUUACACCUCAGACAGUUAGCAAUGCUGGAGGUAGUAUUGUUAUCCAUUCUCCUAUGGGACAGCCUCACGCAUCUCAAAACCAGUUUCUCAUACCUACAAGUUUGUCUGUUAAUUCUAAUUCAGUUCAUCAUGUCCAGGCCAUAAAUGGACAGCUUCUUCAGACUCAGCCUUCCCAGCUGGUCCCUGGCCAAGUGUCUGCUGAGCAUGUAAUGCUCAACAGGAACUCUACAAACAUGCUAAGAGCCAACCAGUCGUAUUCAGGACAGAUGCUGAAUAAUCAGAACACAGCUGUUCAGCUUGUUUCUGGCCAGACAUUCACAGCUCCUGGAAACCAAGUUAUAGUAAACCAUGGAACUUCACAAAUUGUUGGUGGGCAGGUGCCAAUGCAGCAGGCGUCACCAACGGUGUUGCAUUUGUCACCCAGUCAAGCUAAUGUUUCUCAAGGUAGAUCGAGUUUCACUGCGAUGUCACCGGGGCAGUCCACAGUCUCAAAUAUGUCAGCUUCUAACAGAUUUGCUGUUGCAAGUUCUUCUGGUUCAGUACAUCCCAGCUUGGGACCAUCAGUUCAGUCUGUCGCGUCAGGAGGAAACUUUGCAGGAGAUCAGCUCAUACAGAACAGAACUCAAGCUUCUGUCAGUGCAUCACAUCGUCUUCCAGCGUCCUCUUCCAAAUCCAUCAGCACCUUCAGUCACACAUCUGGUGGAGUAACACAACAGCAGUUUGCAUUUGGUCAGAAAAAGGCUGUGAACCAGACAUCACCAGUUUCUGCAUCGAAGACACAGGAUAAUUUGAGACAACCUCAGCUAACAAGUCUUCUGAGCAACACACUAUCAGGACAGGACUCUGGAGGAAAAAUCGCGCCGCAAUCUCUAGGAACAGCACAGCCACAAGAAAAAGUGAUAGGAUCAACAUCAGUUCAACAGAGUAUACAGGUGGAUGGUCAUUUAGUUGGACAGAAAAGGCCUGCUGCUAAACAGUUAACUAAAGGAGCUUUUAUUCUACAACAAUUACAGAAGGAUCAGGUACAUGCUGUGACACCAGAUAAAAGUCGGUUCAGAUCAUUAAAUGAUGCAGUUCAAAGACUCCUUUCAUACCAUGUGUGCCAGGGAUCACUGCCAACAGAGGAGGACUUAAGAAAAGUGGACAGUGAAUUUGAAUCCGUAGCCACACAGCUUCUGAAGAGGACACAGGCUAUGCUGAACAAAUACAGGUGUUUGCUGAUAGAAGAUGCAAUGCGGAUAAAUCCCUCUGCGGAAAUGGUUAUGAUCGAUAGGAUGUUUAACCAGGAGGAAAGGGCAUCUCUGACCCGGGAUAAGCGUCUUGCACUUGUGGAUCCUGAUGGUUAUCAGGCCGAUUUUUGUUGUUCUGCCAAACAACUUGAGAAAACAGCUGAAGAAGCACAGACCAGCAAAAGUGACCAUCAGUCUAGCAAAACAUUACCUUCUCGAAGUCAGAGUACCAAAACGCAAGCGAGAGACCGACCAAAAUCCAGCUCAGCAGAGUCCACAAAUCACAGUAAACUUCCUCUAGUGCCUAACAACAUUCUGACCCCACAAGAAGGAAAAGCUUCUACUAAAAAAUCGGAGAGCCUCACUAAAGCUUUAAAGUUUGAAAAAGCUAAUUGUUCUUCUGAGAGCCAAUACGUGGCCCUUUCUGAAGAAAGGAUGACUGGGAAAGAUCUUGCCAAGUCCACUGAGAAUUCUUCGAGUUCUGAAGAUUUGUCAAAAGCUGUGUCAAGAGGCAGUCAUGGGACACAGAAUAAGAUAUCAAGGAACACAAUUCAAUCUUUCUCAAAGGUAACGUGUAAUAAUUCUCUUCAAGACAAAACUCUGAGGAGCUCUCCAAAGAAUGAGGUUUUGCAUCCUGAUAACAGGAAAGGCUCUGGUGAAACCCAGCAAGACUUACUGCUCAGUAAGAGUUUAGAAACUACAUUUAAAAACAUCUUGGAACUUAAAAAAGCUGGGAGACAGCCACAAAACGAGGCGGCAAGUAGCGGCUCCGUUGAAUUAGAAUUUCCCAAUUUUUCACCUAUUGCUUCACAAGAGAACUGCCUGGAAAAAUUUAUUCCAGACCACAGUGAAAGUGUUGUAGAAACUGACUCUAUUUUAGAAGCAGCUGUAAAUAGUAUCUUAGAGUGUUAAUAGUUACAGUACCAUGGACAAGUUAUGUUUCUCUUAGCAGAAGCAAAUGUGAAUGACACCACAAGUACAGCCUGACAUGCAUUUAAGGUUAACCUUUCUAAACUAGAUUCUGUUCUGUGUUUGAGAGCAAUACUCAUUGUGGUUACAGUGAGAUAUCCAAGUAAAGUUAAUCCUUGUUAGAAUGCAGUCUGUUAGGGCCUUACUGUUUCGAGUAUUAUUAUGAUAGCGCUUUUAAUUGAGCAGUGCUGCAACAUAACAAGGUUGCAGGUUGUUAGGCCCUAUAUAAUACGGUAAUAUACUGACAAUCACAGUCAUUUGAAAAGAUAUAUUUAUUAAGAAAAUGUUUUUAAAGAGUGAUGGAAGCAACAAUUCUCCCCUACCCUCUCUUCCACAAAUCAUCAAAUUUUUAGUUUUCCUGGAAAACCCACUGUACCUCUAUUCAGAAGUGAUUAUUUGCUUUGUUGAUGAAUCUGUGUUCUAGGAUUCUUGAGUUGGAAGGAAAUCAUCAGUGUGUUUACAAGGCUUCAUUAUUUAAACUUUUAAGUGCUUUUCUAUUGCUUUCUGAGCAGAAACUAGUACUUGAUGAUAUAUUUGUAGUGGGUAACUUUAGUCUGUGGGAUGAUAUUAUAUGAUCUUAGUCACAGUGGCAUGAUAUGAAGUAAUAAAUGCUUGACUAAGGAAGGUAGAAUGGAAGCCAGUAAAUGGCAAAGUGUACAGGAUGAGGCCAUGAGAGAGCCAUGAAUUUAUAUAUAUAAUACAUAUAUAUGUUAACUCUUGAGGAAAAGAUUUUGCAUUUUAUAAUUGGAUGUAGUCAGCCUUGAGUCUUUCUGAAGUGGUAUAAAUGUUUUUGGGUUUUUUUUUUUAUUUGUUGUUUGUUUUUUUUAGACCAAGUGUCAAAAGCACUUUUAUUUGAAAACUGUAUUUGUAGCUUAUAUUUUAAGAGGACGUUAGCCUUACUCUGAUUAAAUUUAAAGGCCAGUGUUUAUUUUUGAUUUUUUUGCUGUUUUGCUGUCAGAGAAUGUUAAAUCAUCCACCGUAGCAGUCAUAAUUAUCAAGAUAUGUACAGACCAAAGUUGAUCAGCAAUCCCAUUGUUUAAACAUAUCAAAAAAUGUGUAAUUAUUAAUUCAUAUUGUAGAGCCAAGUGAAACCAUUGCAUGGUUUGUAUCUGGCUUGCUGUCAUGUUAUUAAGAUAGAAUCUUAUUAUUUUAUUUAUUUAUUUUAAUCUAUGACUUUCUUUUUUUGGUUUUUUUUUCUUUUUGCUGCCCAUGCUGCUUUGUCCUAGUUUACUUUGGUCAUGAGUGCUUUUAUGCACAGAAGCGCGCUGACAUUCGUCACGUGCGUGCAGUACAUAUGUCUGCUCAGGAGGGUAUAGCUUUUGUGGUUUUUAAGGUGUGCUCAUGUUCUUCCCCAGAACUUCUCCACAGUUUCUUAGAAAAAUUAACCAACCAUUUUUCAGACUUGCUGAUUAUGAUUUUCAUGAGAUAGAGGCUCGUUGUGACAAGCUGUGGUUGUCAGUCAGAUUGCCAGGAGAGAAAACAGAAGGUUUUGCUAUCGUGUAGUUCAGUCCAUCGGAAUAGCACAGAAGAAAGCAGAAUUAGAUCCUUGUGAUAGUAGGAGAUUACAGUGCAACUCAGUAUUGAACUACAGUCCACUGUCUGACCACUAAAGGAAACCAAAUCUAGAAAGCAAUGUGAGAAAGAUGAACUUCCUUAAAAUUCAUUUCCCCUUCAACGUGAAUGGAAAUACUGUUUUUUGUAUGUUACUAAUUGCCAUUUAAAAAAAUUGUGCCAAUUAUAAAGUACUUGUUUGUAAAAACCCAACAUUCCCAAGUGUUGUAUAACAUAUUCAAUAUAAUAAGAAGUAUUGCCAGUUUUAAAUUUUUAGUUGGGUGUCCAUAGAAUAGACUCUCAAGCAGUUAGUUGUUUUCUUAUUGGCAAAACUGACAAUAUAGUCUUCACCUAUUGCCUUUUUAGAUUUAAUAAUAUGCUCAUGGCUGUAUAUCCUGAUGCAUAUUUUAUUUUAUCAUUUUGGAAAUUUAACCAUUCUAAACUAUCUUGGAAGGAGAGCAGUAAGUUUCACAGCUGUAUGUUAACCAGUUAAAUUUUUCUUUUAUAGAGAAGAAAAAAAAGUGAAGUUGCACAUUCAUUAAUCCCCUUGCUUUUUGUACCACCUCAAAAUGGAUGGGGGGUUUCCAGCCUCUCUACAGCAAAUUGAUGUGUCAGGCUAUGUGUCUUCUAUUGGAUCUCAUUUGGGGAGGGGGGGAAAUGGUAUAUAAAAAAUGGCAAAUUACAAAAAGUAAUCGUGAUUGAUUUGGUCAGACACAUUUCUCUGAACUGCUUGUGAGAGGAACCCAUUGAACAAUCCUAGCAAGAUUGAUCUUAGUUUGUUAAUGUCCUGUUGUUCACUCCUUUGAAUUCAAUUCUAAAGGAAUUCUGGUACGUGAUGAAGCAGUAAAUGAAAGAAUUGUAUUUUUGUGGUGCUUAAAAAAAAGUUUAUUAAUCAUAUGGGCUCAAGUCCAGCAAAGUAUUGUGAAUGUGCAUGACUUUAAACAUGUUUUCAUUAUUUUGCUGGAUCAGCAUUGUGAUUUCAAUGUUAUUUAAUACUGCCUAAUAGUAAAACAAAUUUUAAACUGGCAAUUAAGAAAACUAUGUUCAUUUUGAAGAUUUUAGUAUAAUUUAUCUGUUAGAGUAGGGAGGCCUUACAGACUGACUUCACUUAAAGAGGAUGUGUCACUUAUUGUCAGUGUGGUAUGGACUUUAUUUGCUUAAAUACCUUCAUUUGUAAAGUAUGUCUCACUUGAAAUUGCUUUGUAUACAUUUUGUAAAAAUAUUUAUAAAAUGUUUUGUAAAAAAAAAAAGUAUAACAAAUUGCAGUUUAUUUUGUUAUGUUGGAUAAAUACUGUUAAAAGACACAAGUCAGUAAAUAUAUUGUUAAUCCAUGGAUAGGAAAUGUUUAGUUGGAGAUUACAAAUUGAAACAACCAUUGCAAUACAGCCAAAGAUUUGGGAAAAAA